This is a messenger RNA of Zophobas morio, 1206 nucleotides long. It is a transcript of the gene MRG15, whose product is annotated as mortality factor 4-like protein 1. The record is from RefSeq and is a predicted model, not a curated record. NCBI's taxonomy places the organism in Eukaryota, Metazoa, Arthropoda, Insecta, Coleoptera, Tenebrionidae. The transcript is spliced from 3 exons. Gene Ontology annotation, cellular component: NuA4 histone acetyltransferase complex; nucleus. Gene Ontology annotation, biological process: chromatin organization; regulation of DNA-templated transcription. Bases 185 to 1153 code for a protein of 322 amino acids.
UUUGUUUUGAAAUUAAUACAAUAAAGAAUAUUGUUCUUAAAUGUAAAAAACGCAAAGUUGAAAAAUCGACUUUAGUCACUUCCCGAAUUGUCAAUUGUCAUGUGUCAAACUCGUAGAGUUGUUGCCGAAAAGUGGAUCUAUUUAAUUCAAACUAGUAUUUAAAUAGGAGUCAGUUAUUGCCAAAAUGCCCCCAAAGUUUAAAUUUGCUGAAGGCGAAAAGGUGCUGUGUUUCCACGGCCCCCUAAUAUACGAAGCCAAAUGUUUAAAGUCGACAAUAACCAAGGACAAGCAAAUAAAAUAUUUCAUUCAUUACGCCGGCUGGAACAAAAACUGGGACGAGUGGGUCCCAGAAAGCCGCGUCCUCAAGUACAACGAAGCGAACGUGGCGAAGCAGAAGGAGGUGCAAAAAGCCCACUCCACACAACCCAGUAAAACAAAAAAAGCCAAGAAGAAAACGGAAGCGACGAAAGAGAUUGAUUCUCGCUCGAGUACCCCCAACAACGAACUGACAAAAGGCAUUAAAAACAAACAAGUGAGCACGCCGUCAAGCGGGCCAGAUUCGAGCUCCGAUGUUCCUAGGAAGAAAAGAGGGCGCUUGGACCCGUCAGUUGAGUCGGAAGAACAAUUUUUGAAUAAAGUGGAAAUCAAGGUUAAGAUUCCUGAUGAGUUGAAACCGUGGCUGGUGGACGACUGGGACGUCAUUACGAGACAAAGGAAACUGGCGAAUUUACCGGCGAAAGUGACGGUUGACCAGAUUUUGGACAACUACCUGGCUUACAAGAAAUCUAUUAAAUCAAACAAUUCGAGUAAAGAAUCCGCGACUAUUGAGAUUGUGAAGGGGAUCAAGGAGUAUUUUAACGUCAUGUUGGGGACGCAGUUGCUGUACAAGUUCGAGAGGCCGCAGUACGCCGACAUUCUUCAAAACCAGGUAGACAAACCGAUGUCGGAGAUCUACGGCGCUACGCAUUUGCUGCGGCUUUUUGUUAAAUUGGGGGCUAUGUUGGCGUAUACGCCUCUAGACGAACGCAGUAUUCAACUACUAUUACAAAAUAUUCAAGAUUUUCUAAAAUACCUUGUUAAGAAUAGUGCGCAGUUGUUUAGUUUACAGGACUAUGGUAACGCUUCUCCAGAGUACCAUCGCAAGGCACUCUGACUUUUGUUCUUUUUAUAGUAAAGUGAUUUAUUAAAAACGCAUUACAAAAUCAA